AUGCCCCCGAAAGCCGCUCCCGUCGCCUUCGGCACCAACGCCACCGAGAGCGAGAUCAAACUCGCCUUCGCCAUCAUCGCCGCCUUUGCCAAGAUCGCCGAGGACGCCGGCUUCGCCAGCGGCGACAGCGUGCGCCACCUCGUCCGCAAGGCCGCCGAAAAGCAUGACUGGUUCUCCGCCGUCGGCGACGAGGCCGCCGGCGGCACCACCCCGCGCCCCAGAAAGGUCGCCACCCCUCGCAAGAAGAAGAUCGCCGAGGCUGCCGAGGAGGGCGCCGAAGAGGAGGGCACCCCGACCAAGAAGCGCGCCCGCAAGGGCAAGGGCAAGGCUGCCGUUGCCGCCGCCGCUGCUGCCAAGGAGGAGACUCCCGAGGAGGAGGCCGAUGACAAGGGUGGCGCCUCGAAGGAUGCUGAAGUUGAUGCUGAUGCCGGCGGCUCCCAGGUGAAGGACGAUGGCGAGAUCUAA
Messenger RNA from Colletotrichum destructivum, 465 nucleotides. RefSeq lists its product as uncharacterized. The record is from RefSeq and is a predicted model, not a curated record. Bases 1 to 465 code for a protein of 154 amino acids. NCBI's taxonomy places the organism in Eukaryota, Fungi, Ascomycota, Sordariomycetes, Glomerellales, Glomerellaceae. The transcript has 2 exons.